AUGGUGAUGCGCCAGCUCACCAAAUCUUGGCGCGCUCGCGGUUAUCGUCUGGUCCAUUACAUUGACGAUUUCUUUUUCGCGUGCCGAAGCUCAGCAGAGUUUGCCCGUGUUCAGGCGUGCGUCCUCGCAGAUCUAGCAGCUGCUGGUUUGGUGGUUUCGAAGGAAAAGUGUCAGCUCAAGUGCAGCCACGUGGUGAAAUUCCUCGGCUUCGUGAUCGACACUCUGUUCGGCCAGUUUCGCCUGACAGCGCUGCAGAAGAGCAAGCUCAACUCUGCCAUCGAGUUGUGCCUCCGCAAUCCCCAGUCCGUCCCCGCCAAGACCGUUGCCCGCGUUACGGGCCUCAUUACUUCCCUUUCGCUACUUACAGGGCCCAUUUCCGGUCUUUUCUUGCGCUUUCUGCAUCGAGCUCUAGCUACCCGCUCCUCCUGGUACAGCAAGGUGCAGCUCGAUAGCGCAGCCUUAGGCGAGCUUCGUUUUUGGAGGAGCCAGCUUUCGCGUUUUGAGAGCCGUGACAUUUGGCGCAAGCAUUCCGUUCUCUGCGUCCUGUACUACGACGCUGGCGGCCAAGGCUGGGGCGGGCAUUUAGACAUCGGCUCUGAACAGCACAAAGCACAUGGUUCCUGGGAGCCGCACGAAGUGCACGGCGUUGCUUCGUCCACGUGGCGGGAGCUGACGGGCCUGCUACGGCUGCUUCGUGCUUUCCGACCGCUCCUCAGCGACUGCACGGUUGUCGCACGCGGCGACGCGCUGAACGUCUUUUCCAUUCUCUCCAAGGGCGGAUCCGCGAAGGAGCAUCUGCAGUCGGUGUGCCUCGAGCUGUUUUCUCUCUGUUCCGAGCAACGAAUCGAGCUCCGGCCGGAAUGGCUGCCGAGGGAGGAGAACGCGCGCGCAGACUAUUUGAGCAAAGUUCGUGACGUUGACGAUUUCGGGCUUUCUGCGGAGGCUUUUGCUUUUAUUUCCGCGCGUUUUGGUCCGUGCACGGUUGAUCGAUUCGCUAGCGAGCACAACGCGAAGCUCCCUAGAUUCGACACGUUCUAUUGGUGUCCCGGCGCAGCGGCCGCGAACACUUUCACGCAGGAUUGGGGGGCCGACGAGAGAAAGUACUGUUUCCCACCGCCGAACCUUGUCGCUCCGACGCUUCGGCACGCGCGCGCGUGUCGCGCGCGCAUGACGCUCGUUGUGCUUGGCUGGCGCUCCGCCCCGUGGUGGCCGCUCCUGUGCGGCAGCGUGGAAUCUGGUCGGGGGUUUGCACCGUUCGUUCGGCAGCAGCUGUACUUUCCUGCGGGACGCGAGGUUCUGGUUCCCGGUCGGGCGUCCCGUGACCGGUUCUCCGGGAAGGGUGUCCCCAUUUCCGACGUGUUCGCGCUCGACGUCGACUUCCGCGAUCACGUUGCGGGCCUUCCGUCCGCCGACUCGGAGCUCGCCCAACUCUCUGUCGAUCUCCAUGACGCCGCUCUCCUGUGCCGUGCGGCGGGAACAUUUAAAACAUAUGCGGGUCCCUGGAAGCACUACAAGGAGUGGUGCCAGGAAAAGGGUGUUCCAGCGCUGCCAUCUGGUCCUCUCACCGUUGCACUUUACAUGAUGCGACUCCUUCGCACCGCCAAAAGCCCUUCCCCCUUGCUCACUUUCUCCGGGGCCGUGUACUUGAAUCACUCCCUUGCUGGCCUCCUAUCCCCGACGAACCAUCCUCUCGUUCAAAUGGCGCGCGAGACAGCUCGGCGAAUCAAAGUCGCUGGUUUGAACCAGAAACGGCCGUUCCUCGCUUCCCAAAUUCGCCGCCUCUUUGACCUCUGGGGCAAUUUCUCGGCCAAUCUUCAUCAGCUUAUGAAGCUCACAGCAAUCACGCUUUGCUACACUUCGUUUCUGCGUAACGACGAUCUAGUUGCCAUCUCGUGGCAGUCCAUCAGGUUUGUCGCGCAGUCCCAUAUGGAGCUCUUCAUCCCGGACAGCAAGACCGACCAGUACCACAAGGGCGAGACAAUUUACAUCGCUCGCUUCGGUGGUCCGUUCUGUCCUGUCACCUUAGUCCAACGCCUCCUGGAUGUAACGGCACGACUGCGCACCGACUCCCGGCUGCGCGCUGAACUCGCGGCCGCGCAUCGUCCGUUAUUAUACGCUAUCGACUUAUUUGAUAUAUUGAUUCACUACACGCCACGUGUCCAGGUUACUGCUUCACCGCGUGACCGUCCGAUAAGACCCACGUGCACCGCGCGCCUGGGAACCGUCCGAUAA
This is a messenger RNA of Klebsormidium nitens, 2232 nucleotides long. Lineage: Eukaryota; Viridiplantae; Streptophyta; Klebsormidiophyceae; Klebsormidiales; Klebsormidiaceae. The record is from the annotation of a GenBank genome assembly.